GCCGCCCCGCCACCUCCUGUCACGGGCAGGCGGGAGGAGCCCUGCCCGGCCAUGGCGACACCGCCGGCGGCCUCCUCCUCCCCCCACCUUCUCUCCCUCUCCCAAGGGAGGGAAGGGAAUGGAAGGGAUCCGGCGGCAAGGGGAGGAAGCGCCCAGAUCCGCAGCCGCACCGGCGGGCCGCCGUCCCUCGAGAUCGUCCAGGGAGGUCUGACCCGGCUGCAGCCAUGCACUGAGACGCCCGAAACCCUAGCUACCCGUGGAGGUCCGACGCCUCAACCUCCAAGGAAAGGACGCGCGCCGGCUGCAGGCCAUCUCCGGCGACCUCCGACCAUGGUUGCUCGGAUCUGGACCAGCUGCUGCUCCUACUGCUUCAGGUGGACGAGGACGAGCCCUCCCUCAUGGCUGCUGCGGCUGCCUACUCCCUCCUCCUACCCCCUGUCCUGGUCUCCUGAUCCAAGUCCCCUGUCAGGAAGUGGUUCAACAUCAAGGGCAAGGCGCAGGAUUUCCAUGCGGAUAACGAUGCUACUACCCAAGGAAGGUUACCCUUUGUUUAAUGCAUUUGAGAUUCCCAUCAUCAUCCCGUGCCUGUAA
Molecule: messenger RNA, 591 nt
Organism: Aegilops tauschii subsp. strangulata
Lineage: Eukaryota; Viridiplantae; Streptophyta; Magnoliopsida; Poales; Poaceae
Source: RefSeq, a predicted model, not a curated record